Saitoella complicata NRRL Y-17804 is the source of this 1344-nucleotide messenger RNA. RefSeq lists its product as uncharacterized. The coding region runs from base 1 to 1344 and encodes 447 amino acids. The transcript has a single exon. The record is from RefSeq and is a predicted model, not a curated record. NCBI's taxonomy places the organism in Eukaryota, Fungi, Ascomycota, Saitoellomycetes, Saitoellales, Saitoellaceae.
AUGUCUUCUUUUGGAUACUCCGACAACAAGAGCCACGCCGCUCCCUCUGGCCCCGUCUCCACCUUCGACUCUCAGCCAGCAAACCAUGGAUCUACUCAGGAGUACGUUCGUGAGGCCGUGAACCCUGAGACCGCAAACACCGCUUUGACCGGUCAGGGUUCAGAGUACGCUCCUCCUUCUGGAACCACUCAGGGCUCUUACGUCCCUACCGGUGUUUCUACCCAGCAGUACACCACUGGAUCUACCGGCUACACCACCGGUGUUCAGGUUCCCGCUGACUACACUUCCUCCACGCAGCAGUACUCUACUGAAUCCUCCAACCAGGGCCAGGGCUACUCCUCUCACGGAUCCUCCGGCCAGCAGGGCGAGCUCCCGACCACUUACGGUGGCCAGGCCCAGAGCAAGCAGGCCCAGUACACCUCCAACGCUAACGACUUUGCCCGCGGCGACAACUACAAGCCUGAGGCUCCCGCGACCGCACACCAGCAGGACAGACGCUCCGAUGACAAGCACUACAACAUUGACAACCAGGCUGCUACGGGCCAUGGUACGGCUGGUAUGCCUGGUGCGCAGGGCGCCGCUGGUAACUUGCCUGGAGGACACCAGUCUUCGAGCUCCGGACAGCAGGCUGUGCCGGACAAUGCGGGACCCAACCCCCGUGGUGCCCUCUCUGGCCGUGCCGAUGAGAACUACGGCCCCGGUACCACCUCUACCGGUCAGCCCGCCGCUGGUGGAAACGCCCCUCACGCUCAAGAAUCCAUGAAGCCCUCCGCGACCGGAACCUCCGGCCCUACCACCAUGUCCGGUACCGACUCUGCUCACCCCGGACAGUCUGGCCUCACUACUGGCGGUGGAGUGGCCCCCGGAGAGGCUUUCGCUUCCGUAGGUGCUCCCCCCCAUGACAACAAGCCCCAACACCAGGACAAGCACCAAGGUUCCGGAAACCCACUCGAUGACCCCAAGGACCAAGAGGACGUGCCUAAGGGUCGGGGUAUCUCCCACGAUCAGAUCAAGCCCUCUUCCGGUACCGCCGCUGACGGAGGCGAUUUUGACGCUGCCAGGCCCGGCGCUGGAUACCAAGCCAUCCUCCUCGAGGAAAAGAUGGGUGGGUUCACGAACUCUGACAAGCCUGCCGAGGGUGACCACGCUGGUGAGUCUACCGAGAGCAAGGCCAAGAAGAUUGGUGAGGAUGUCGCUGCGAAGCACGGUACCCACCCCUCCAAGGGUGAGAGCCAGGUUGAGCACAAAAAGAAGGUUGCGGGUGAGACUGCUGAUCGGAUGCAGGAUGAGACCGAGGAUGACAAGAAGGUGGGAUUGCUGCAGAAGAUUAAGAACAUUAUCUAA